AUGCCACCAGGGUUCUGUAUCCCAUUCUUUGGUGCUAAGACUAUCGGCCGAAGAAGUCCAGAUGAACCAGUGCUGAGUAAAGCUGAGUUUGUUGAAAAAGUUCGUCAGAGUAACCAGGCCUGUCAUGACGGCGACUUCCACACAGCGAUUGUUCUGUAUAAUGAAGCACUGGCUGCUGACCCUCAGAACUGCAUCUUAUAUAGCAAUAGGUCUGCAGCCUACGUGAAAAUUCAGCAGUAUGACAAGGCACUGGACGAUGCCAUCAAAGCCCGACUUCUCAAUCCCAAAUGGCCAAAGGCAUACUUCCGACAGGGCGUUGCCCUCCAGUACCUUGGGCGCCAUGCCGAUGCCCUGGCUGCCUUUGCAUCUGGACUGGCUCAGGACCCCAAAAGUCUCCAGCUUCUGGUGGGGAUGGUAGAAGCUGCCAUGAAGUCUCCCAUGAGAGAGUCCCUGGAGCCCACUUACCAGCAGCUUCAGAAAAUGAAACUGGACAAGAGUCCCUUCGUGGUUGUGUCUGUGGUCGGGCAGGAGCUCCUGACGUCUGGCCACCAUGGGGCCUCCGUGGUGGUCUUAGAAGCUGCUCUGAAGAUCGGCACCUGCAGCCUCAAGCUGAGAGGCUCCGUCUUCUCUGCCCUGAGCAGUGCUCACUGGUCGCUCGGGAACACGGAGAAGAGCACAGGCUACAUGCAGCAGGACUUGGAUGUCGCCAAGACCUUAGGUGACCAGACAGGGGAAUGCCGAGCUCAUGGGAAUCUGGGCUCUGCAUUCUUCUCCAAAGGAAAUUACCGGGAGGCCCUCACCAACCACAGGCAUCAGCUGGUGCUCGCCAUGAAGCUCAAGGACCGAGAGGCAGCCUCCUCAGCCCUGAGCAGCCUGGGUCACGUGUACACGGCCAUCGGAGACUACCCGAAUGCGCUGGCCAGCCACAAGCAGUGUGUACUCCUGGCCAAACAAUCCAAAGAUGAGCUCUCGGAAGCCCGCGAGCUCGGCAACAUGGGCGCCGUGUACAUCGCCAUGGGUGACUUUGAGAACGCCGUGCAGUGCCACGAGCAGCACCUGAAGAUAGCCAAGGAGCUGGGCAACAAGCGAGAGGAGGCCCGGGCCUACAGCAACCUGGGCAGCGCCUACCACUAUCGGAGGAACUUUGACAAGGCCAUGUCGUACCACAACUACGUGCUGGAGCUGGCCCAGGAGCUGACGGAGAAGGCUAUCGAGAUGCGGGCCUAUGCUGGCCUGGGCCAUGCUGCCAGGUGCAUGCAGGACCUGGAGAGAGCGAAACAGUACCAUGAACAGCAGCUGGGCAUUGCCGAAACCCUCAAGGACCGGGCCGCCGAGGGGCGCGCAUCCUCCAACCUGGGAAUAAUCCACCAGAUGAAGGGCGAUUAUGAAGCGGCGCUGAAACUCCACAAGACCCACCUGUGCAUCGCCCAGGAGCUGAGCGACUACGCGGCCCAGGGCCGGGCCUACGGGAACAUGGGCAACGCCUACAACGCACUGGGCGUGUACGACCAGGCUGUCAAGUACCACCGGCAGGAGCUGCAGAUCUCCAUGGAGGUGAACGACCGCGCCUCACAGGCCUCCACGCACGGCAACCUGGCCGUGGCCUACCAGGCCCUGGGAGCCCACGACCGGGCCCUGCAGCAUUACCAGAACCACUUGAACAUCGCCCGAGAGCUACGCGACAUCCAGAGUGAGACCCGGGCCCUCAGCAACCUGGGCAAUUUCCACUGCUCUCGGGGGGAGUACCUGCAGGCCGCCCCCUAUUACGAGCAGUACCUCCGGCUGGCCCCCGACCUCCAGGACAUGGAGGGUGAAGGGAAGGUCUGCCACAACCUCGGCUACGCCCACUACUGCCUGGGCAACUACCAGGAAGCCGUCAAGUACUAUGAGCAGGACCUGGCUCUGGCCAAGGACCUUCACGACAAACUGAGCCAAGCAAAAGCCUACUGCAACCUGGGCCUGGCGUUCAAGGCGCUGCUGAAUUUCAGCAAAGCCGAGGAGUGCCAGAAAUACCUGCUGUCCCUGGCCCAGUCCCUGAAUAACCCUCAGGCCAAAUUUCGAGCCCUGGGGAAUCUGGGUGACAUCUUCAUCUGCAAGAAAGAUGUCCACGGGGCCAUCAAGUUCUACGAGCAGCAGCUGGGCCUGGCCCACCAUGCCAAGGACAGGCGGCUGGAGGCCAGUGCCUACGCAGCCCUGGGCACGGCCCACCGAAUGAUCCAGAAGUAUGACAAGGCCUCAGGCUACCACACCCAGGAGCUGGAGGUCUGCCAGGAGCUCAGCGACCUGCCGGGGGAGUGCCGGGCUCACGGGCACCUGGCUGCUGUCUACAUGGCCCUGGGGAAAUACACGAUGGCUUUCAAGUGCUACGAGGAGCAGCUGGACCUGGGGCAGAAGCUGAAGGACCCAAGCCGGGAGGCCCAGGUCUACGGCAACAUGGGCAUCACGAAGAUGAACAUGAACGUGAUGGAGGAAGCCAUCGGCUACUUUGAGCAGCAGCUGGCCAUGCUGCAGCAGCUCAGUGGCAACGAGGCCGUGCUGGACAGGGGCCGGGCUUACGGCAACCUGGGGGACUGUUACGAGGCCCUGGGGGAUUACGAGGAAGCCAUCAAAUACUAUGAACAGUACUUAUCCGUGGCCCAGAGUCUGAAUCGCAUGCAAGACCAGGCCAAGGCCUACCGGGGCCUAGGAAAUGGACAUAGGGCCAUGGGCAGCCUGCAGCAGGCCCUCGUCUGCUUCGAGAAGAGGUUGGUGGUCACCCACGAGCUGGGCGAGGCCUUCAACAAAGCCCAGGCCUACGGCGAGCUGGGGAGUCUGCACAGCCAGCUGGGCAACUGUGAGCAGGCCAUUUCCUGCUUGGAGCGCCAGCUGAGCAUCGCACGGGAGAUGCAGGACCGUUCCCUGGAGAGCGACGCGGCCUGCGGCCUGGGCGGCGUGUACCAGCAGAUGGGCGAGCACGACACAGCCCUGCAGUACCACCAGCUCGACCUGCAGAUUGCUGAGGAGACCAACAACCCCACGGGCCAGGGCCGCGCCUACGGGAACCUGGGCCUCACCUACGAGUCACUGGGCACCUUUGAGCGGGCUGUCGUCUACCAGGAGCAGCACCUGAGCAUCGCUGCCCAGAUGAAUGACCUGGUGGCCAAGACGGUGGCCUACAGCAGCCUCGGGAGAACCCACCACGCCUUGCAGAACUACUCGCAGGCAGUCAUGUACUUACAGGAAGGUUUAAGACUCGCCGAGCAACUGGGCCGCAGAGAAGAUGAAGCCAAAAUCCGCCAUGGCCUUGGCCUCUCUCUGUGGGCCAGUGGAAACUUGGAGGAGGCCCAGCACCAGCUCUACCGGGCAUCGGCCUUGUUUGAAACGAUCCGGCACGAGGCCCAGCUGAGCACGGACUACAAGCUCUCCCUCUUCGACCUGCAGACGUCCUCCUACCAGGCCCUGCAGCGCGUGCUAGUCAGCCUCGGCCAUCACGAUGAAGCCCUGGCCGUGGCGGAGAGAGGACGGACGAGGGCCUUCGCUGACCUUCUUGUGGAGCGGCAGACGGGACAACAGGACUCGGACCCCUACUGCCCGGUCACCAUCGAUCAGAUCUUAGAGAUGGUUAACAGCCAGAGGGGCCUGGUUCUCUACUACUCGCUGGCUGCCGGCUACCUGUACAGCUGGCUUCUUGCUCCAGGGGCAGGGAUCCUCAAGUUCCAUGAGCACCAUCUGGGAGACAGCGCUGGGGAGAGCCCCGGGGACUUCCAGGGGGGCAGCGGUGCGACCCUUCCCUCGGCCACCAGCUCAGCCCUGGAGCAGCACAUCGCCAGCGCCCGGGAGGCCCUGGGAGUGGAGUCCUACUACUCCAGGGCCUGUGCCAGCAGUGAGACAGAGAGCGAGGCUGGUGAUCUCAUGGACCAGCAGUUCGAAGAGAUGAACAACAAGCUCAACUCGGUGACGGACCCCACGGGCUUCCUGCGCAUGGUGAGCCGAAACAGCCUCUUCAACAGGAGCUGCCAGAGCGUGCCGAGCUUGUUCAGUGCCUCGGUAUCACCCAUCAAGGAUGGGACAUCCUCUCUCCCCCGGAGGCAGAGCCCCUUCUCCAAACCCCCGCUCCGUGCACUCUACGACCUGCUCAUUGCGCCCAUGGAAGGGGGCCUGAUGCACUCGAGUGGCCCCGUGGGGCGGCACCGCCAGCUGGUCCUGGUCCUGGAGGGGGAGCUCUACCUCAUCCCCUUCGCGCUCCUGAAGGGCAGCGCCUCCAACGAGUACCUGUACGAGCGCUUCACGCUCAUCGCCGUGCCUGCCGUCCGCUCCCUCCGCCAGCACGCCAAGCCCCAUCUGAGGAAGAGCCCACCCGCCUACACCAGCUCGGCAUCCACAGCGGCCGUCAUCGGCAACCCCAAGCUCCCGGCGGCAGUGAUGGACAGGUGGCUGUGGGGGCCAAUGCCGUCGGCCGAGGAGGAAGCCUACAUGGUGUCCGAGCUGCUAGGCUGCCAGCCCCUGGUGGGCAGCAUGGUCACCAAAGAGCGGGUCACGAGCGCCCUGACGCAGGCCGAGUGCGUCCACUUCGCCACCCACAUCUCCUGGAAGCUGUCAGCCUUGGUGCUCACGCCCAACUCGGAGGGCACGCCUGCCGGCAGCAAGGGCUCCUUCGGCCACCCCUACACCAUCCCCGAGUCCCUGCGGGUGCAGGACGAUGCCAGCGACGCCGAGAGCGUCUCCGACUGCCCGCCCCUGCAGGAGCUGCUGCUCACGGCUGCCGACAUCCUGGACCUGCGGCUCCCCGCCAAGCUGGUGCUGCUGGGUGCCUCCCAGGAGGCCAACAGCAAGGUCACGGCGGAUGGGGUCAUCGCCCUGACUCGGGCCUUCCUGGCGGCUGGGGCCCAGUGUGUGCUGGUGUCUCUCUGGCCCGUCCCUGUGGCAGCUUCCAAGAUGUUCGUCCACGCCUUCUACUCGUCCCUGCUGAGCGGCCUGAAGGCCAGUGCAGCCCUGGGGGAGGCCAUGAAGGCCGUGCAGAGCAGCCAGCUCUUCGCUCACCCCUCCAACUGGGCAGGGUUCACGCUCAUUGGUAGCGAUGUGAAGCUGAACAGCCCCUCCUCCCUCAUCGGCCAAGCCCUCACGGAGAUCCUGCAGCACCCUGAGCGUGCCCGGGACGCCCUGCGAGUUCUCCUGCACCUGGUAAGGGUUGGGGACAGCUCCCCAGUCUGGGCCCUGCAGGGGAGGAGCAGGGCAGGCCUUCGGGGAGUCUAUCCAAAGGAGUCUCUCCUGACUGCCCCACCCUCAGUGGGAUGGAGGGCAGACUGUCCCUCUGAAUCUGGGAUGGCACCCGCCCUGGCUCUGGCCACUGGGGACCCCUGCAGGCCGGAAACAGGGUGUUCUGGGGUCUCCCCAGGCCCGGCCAACACCUGUCCUUCUCGUCCAGGCCUGCCCAACCCUGCGCUGCAGGCCCUCUGCAAGCUCCUCACGGCCUCGGAGAGCGGCGAACAGCUCAUCAGCCGGGCUGUUAAAAAUAUGGUUGGAAUGCUCCACCAGGUGCUGGUUCAGCUCCAGGCUGGCGAGAAGGACCAGGACUUUGCAUCAGCACCCAUCCAGGUGUCCAUCAGUGUCCAGUUGUGGCGGCUCCCGGGAUGCCAUGAGUUCCUGGCGGCUCUGGGCUUUGACCUCUGUGAGGUGGGGCAGGAGGAAGUGGUUCUGAAGACGGGGAAGCAGGCCAGCCGGCGGACUGUGCACUUCGCACUGCAGUCGCUGCUCUCGCUCUUCGAUUCCACGGAGCUGCCCAAGCGCCUCAGCCUGGACAGCUCCUCCUCCCUGGAGUCGCUGGCGUCGGCGCAGUCUGUGUCCAACGCCCCGUCGCUGGGCUGCGCCCACCCGCCCUUCUCGCCCAUGGGCACAGACAGCAUCGCCUCGGACGCCAUCUCCGUGUACAGCCUGAGCUCCAUCGCAUCCUCCAGGAGCUUCGUCUGCAAGCCCGAGGGGGGCGUGGAGGGCAGCAGCUCCCGAGGACGCCAGGACUACGACCGGUCCAAGACGGCUUAUCCGCAGAGGGCCACCUUGCCCCGGUGCCAGAUGGCCACGCAGGCCCGCCCCACGGGCGGCAGGGAGGACGACGAGUACCAGGGCUUCGCCAUCAUCAGCACCGAGCCACUGACAGCCUCCCUGGAUGGCCAGCGUGCCCGCCCCUCCCCAGACCACAGACCUCCCAGGGCAGGGGCCGCCGGGGGCCUGCGAGUGUCGGUCAGCACGCCCAACUCCCCCAUGAAGCUGCCGCUCAUCCCCAGCCCCAACUCGCCCUUCCAGAAGGUGGGGAAGCUGGCCAGCCCGGACACGGCGGAAUCAGACCAGUCCAGCACAGAGACAGACAGCACCAUCAAGUCCCAGGAGGAGGGUGGCCCCUCGCUGGACCCGCAGGAGCUGGCCCGGAAGGUCCUCGAGGAGACGCAGAGCCACCUCCUGGCAGUGGAGCGUCUUCAGAGGACUGGCGGCCCGACCAGCACCACUCACCACCCCGACGAGGGGGGCCCAGGAGGGCCCGGGGGCACCACUGUGUUCAGGGCAUCGGAAACCAGUGCAUUCAGCAGGCCCAUCCUCACCCAUCAGUCACCGGUCACUGUGAAGCCAAAGCCCCCCGCCAGAAGCUCGUCGCUCCCCAAGGUGAGCUCAGGGCACAGCAGCCCUUCAGAGACGCCCGGCCCAGAUGCCCCGCCCCCGCUGAGUGACCAGCCACUCUUUAAACUCAAGUACCCCAGCUCCCCUUACAGUGCACACAUUUCCAAGUCCCCAAGGAACAUGUCCCCAAGCUCAGGCCAGCAGUCCCCGGCCGGCAGCACACCGUCCCCGGCACUCUCUUACUCCUCGGCGGGCUCAGCCCGCUCGAGCCCCGCAGACGCACCCGAGGCCGACAGGCGGAAGGCCACCACUGUGGACGAGAAGGUGCAGGCCAUCCACAACUUGAAGAUGUUUUGGCAGAGCUCGCCCCGGCUCCCCUCGGGGCCCACCGCUGCCCGGAGAGAUGUCCUCAGUCUGCUCAACCUGUCACCGCGGCACAGCAAGAAAGCCAGCGAGGAGGACAGGCUUGAACUGAAGGACCUGUCCCUGCAGCAGCACACCAAAGCCCCAGCAGGGUCCCCUCCCAACGGACACUGGCGCCCCCAGACCACCAGGCUGAGCACGCUCCCGCUACCCACCACCGCACCCCAGGCACGCCCCUUGAGACUGCCUUCUGCAAAUGGCUACAAGUUCCUGCCCCCAGGCAGGGUUUUCCCUUCCUCCAAAUGCUGAAGUGGCUUUUCCACUCCCGUGUCUCCAUGCAGCAGCUGGCCCCGGGCUCCGCAUGCCCUCUGCCUACUUGCCUUGCCCAAGUCACCGCCAUCCGCCUUCCCAGGGCAUCUCCAGGUCCAAACGCCACCCAGCCCACGAUCAGUGGAAGCUCCGCUGCCCAGGCCGGCAGAGUCACCCAGAGCCAGGACCUCUGUGGGCUCGGCCCGUGGAACUCACCGCACGUGCCACCAAAUGUUUACCUUUGACCUCCUGCUUCUUCCCGUCUCUGAUGUGAUUCUUCAGUCGGACUUUGGUUCAUCCCUGGCUCUGGGGUGGGGCUGUGGCUGCAGGGCUGUCACACCUGGAAAGUGAGCCUGUAGAGCCGCCUUACAGCUCCCUGGGGCUGGCCAGGUUGUGGCAGAUGCAAACCCAAGUCGCGAGGGUGCUCACCAAAAAGUGGAAUAAUGCUUAAAAAAAACAACAAAAAACCGCCAAUGACUUGUCAUUAACUUGUAGCAGUCUUGGCCUCAGAAACAAUGCAAUAACCCGGGUUGACACAGUGCUUCCAGUGCCACACACGUCGUAGGGCCCCACUGUCAGCCAAACUUGAAUUUUUAAAACUCACAGACACCCCCACACACACAUACACCACUACCCCAUUUAUAUAACUCUUACCCAGGCAUUUCAGAACUAUGCAACUGUAAUUUUAAAAUGCAAUUUUGUGCUUUUAACACAACCUUGACCUUUUUGUAUGCAGAUAAACGAGUUGGUUUUAUUAUCAAUAGUACUUUGCAUUUAUAGCCAUUAUUUUUAAAAGCUCAAAAACGUUUUUUAAAACUGUCAAAUUUUGAAUCGUCAACAAUAAGUGCUGGUCAAGUUUGGGGACAAGGUUGACAUCAUCCAGCCCAGCUUCCUUUUGAGCAGAAGGGAAAUUCAGGCACAUCCACCACCAGUUCACAUACCUCCCCGCAGCCUCCCUGAGCAGGGCCGCCCUCCCCUUAUACCCACUGCCUGCCCGGCAUGCACCUCAGGAGGACGGCUCAGCAAGGCAGCCGGUGCUUAUAGGAUGAAGGUGGGCUAUCUGCCCCCCCACACCACAGCCUGGCGUUGGGUUGGUAGGAGACAGCUGUUCAUUUCAAGAAAAAACAGUGCCAAGCCCCACAGUGACCCUCCAUUAGGGGACCCUAAACCAGCAUCUUUUAGGCAAGUCUCACAGCCCACACAUCAAGACCGGUUCUCACCUUUCUAAAGGGUCAUCUCAGGCCCUGCCCAAGAGUCUUGGUUUUGCCUCUUGGCCUGACAAACCUAAAAUACGAGGGAACCUCAAAAAGAUUGUAGGAAAAGCCCUUUCCCUCUUAAUUCAGUUUUCUCCCACACACUUUUUGAAGCCCUGUUCCUCCUGCCUGCCUUCACCCCUACCCCACCCCCCCUUAUUUCACCUGUGGCUCUUUCAGGAGGCUGGCUCUUGGCAAAGGUGAGAAGAAAUAUGAUUGGGGUUGCAUUAUGUUACCACCUCCCAGGGGAAGAGUGUUCCCCUGGGAGGCAGCCCUGGGCUUGGUAAGGAAGAAAGGACCCCUGCCUAAGCCUUGACUCUCCGCUGCCCUGGGGCAAGUGAACUCGGGCAGGUUUUACUGAAAAGCCCUAACCCAGUGCCGACAGCAGUAGCUGUGCUCGUGGUGGUGGGUUUUGUUCCCUCAGCUCAGGAAUUGCCACGCCCUGCCCCUCUCCACUCCCGAGACGCAGCAGCAAGCACAGAGUCCCAGCAAAUAAGGCCCUCGGGUGAGCUCCCAGUCUGACCACAGCAAGGGGGUGGACCGGUCCAAUCCUGACCAGUGACCCUCAACCAUGUGGGUGCUCUGAACGCUGUCAAGAUGCCAAGGAAAGAAUAGCUUUCUAACACUUUCGGCUCCAGACUGGUCCAAGAAAAAUGACAGCCUUCUCCCCGUCACCCCAGUUUUCAAGGGAGAUCUCGGCCCCCAAGGCCCUGGCUGCGUCCCUGAAUAGGCCACCCCGACCCUGAGACUGCCCACUGUCUCCCCACACACUCCCAGGCCGGGGAGAGCUGCUGUUUUGCUCUGCUCCGGGCAGGCUGGGAAAGUGCCCCACAGUUGCCUGGGUUGCUUUCAGUCCGUUAGCGGGAAAGUAGAGACUCUUGUUUCCACCCUGUGUUCAACAUGUUGUUCAACCCAAAUGACUGUCCCUGUGGCUCGUGAACAGGGCUCCCUCUGUGCCCUUCAGAGACGCCCACCCAGGGCCUCCGUGCCCCUCCCCGGGUGCCCUCUCCACUUGGCACCCCCUCCUAGUUUGCAGUGUCAGCCAUCUUUGGCCUACAUGGACGUUUUUUUGUAAAUUACACAGUUUUCAGAUGCCAUUACAACUUUUUAUAUUACAAAAUUUGCCAUGUGAAAAGAACUUCAUAUUUUUAUUGAGAUUGCUAAGGCACUUGGCCUUCUUCCUUUGUGAUGUCGGUGUUAUUAAAGCAUGAGUCCCCUCGGUUUUGA
Messenger RNA from Echinops telfairi (small Madagascar hedgehog), 9740 nucleotides. It is a transcript of the gene TTC28, whose product is annotated as tetratricopeptide repeat domain 28. The coding region runs from base 1 to 7260 and encodes 2419 amino acids. NCBI's taxonomy places the organism in Eukaryota, Metazoa, Chordata, Mammalia, Afrosoricida, Tenrecidae. The record is from RefSeq and is a predicted model, not a curated record. Gene Ontology annotation, molecular function: protein binding. The transcript is spliced from 23 exons.